CGUGAAUGCAGCGUUCGGCCAAACUGAGCUUCCGUAGUGCGUCACAUGUUGACUAGUUUGCUAGUUGAUGCUACCGAAAGCUGGAAAAAGAAUUGAAAGUCAAAGGAAAAAACGAACAAUUACUAAGAUAAUUGUGCCGUUAUUGUCGGUACACGGCACUUUUCUUUGACAUGCCUUAAUAUCUCCGUGGGUUGUUGGAUAAAACACACAUGUUCAUGUUUUAUUUAUCCUGACGAGCUAAUGUAGCUAGCUUGUUUGCUAGCCAGGAAGAGUUGACAUCUCACUGUUGGCUUCAGGUUAGCUAACACAGUCAACAUAGGAGCUAAAAUAAAGAGAGCUCCAGAUGCGGCUAAAGGACCCCUUCUCUUUGAAAGCCGCCGAUAUGACUAAGCGGACUAAUAAGCCGAGAAGACCUCGAGAUGAGGAGUCCUCAGAUGAAGUCAGUGGGUUGACUUGCCAGCAUGUGAGUAAGGCGGUGGACCUGAGCUCGGUGAAGAAAUCAGUGCUCGCCAGCGUGUGGUUGGUGUGCUCUGAGUGCUUAAAGGAGAGGACCAUGAUCGAUGGAGAGCCAGCAGCCUCCCAUGACAUCCUGGUGUGCUUAAAGUGUGGUAUCCAGUGCUGUAACCAUUCAGGGAUCCAGCACGCUGUCCGGCACCACCAGGCCUUCAAUCCAGAGUCUCACUGCAUCACCAUCAGCUUGAGCACGUGGAAGGCCUGGUGUUUUGAAUGUAACGAGGAGCUCUCCACACACUGCAACAAGAAGGCUUUGGCUCAGACCCUGGACUUUUUACAAAAGCACUCUGUCAAGGCAACAUCAGGAGCGUCACCCAAGAUCAUCAAGCUGCAAGAGGAACCAUCAGAAUAUACCGACUCGCCCAAAGGCAAGAGUCCAGCCGCCAACAGCACCUUGGUCCCCGUCAAAGGCAUAAAUAACCUCGGUAACACCUGCUUCUUCAACGCCGUCAUGCAGAACCUGUCUCAGACGCACAUGCUCAUCGACCUCAUCCAGGACGUGAAGGACAAAGGCUAUAAACUGAGGAUCGGCCCCACCGUCGAUAGCAACGUGAGUCCGUUGACGGUAACGCUGCACAGUCCAGAGCCGCUGACUGCGGCCAUGUUUCUCUUCCUGCAGAACAUGAAGGAACCAGGAAAAGGCCCAAUCAAUCCCAAGAUCCUCUUCAACCAGCUCUGCCAGAAAGCGCCGCGCUUCAAGGGCUACCAACAACAAGACAGCCAGGAGCUACUCCACUACCUACUGGACUCCAUACGAGUAGAGGAAACUAAAAGGGUGAAAGCUGGAAUUCUGAAGGCUUUCAAUAAUCCCACAGAAAAGACAGCAGAUGAGGAGACCAAGCGCCAAGUCAAAGCAUACGGAAAGGAAGGUGUGAAGAUGAACUUCGUGGACCGCAUUUUCGUGGGCGAGCUGACCAACACAAUUAUGUGUGAAGAGUGCGAGCAUAUAUCCACAGUGAAAGAGGCUUUCAUAGACAUCUCUUUGCCCAUCAUAGAGGAGAGGAUAUCAAAACCCUCCAACCCUGGUCGGCUGGGGAAGGGCAGCCGGGAGCAGGACACCCACGUGACUCACAACGACCAGGUUCCUUCCGCAGCGCACUCCGUCAACAGAAACACGAGGAAGCUGAGUGGACAGAAGCCGCAGAGCAGGAGGUCUUCGAGCUCUGUGGAGGAGAAGAGAGCAGGCUGCAGUGCGCUGCGGCCAGAGGAGGAGGGGGUAGCCGCCGGAUCAGCUCGAGGCGUCUCCGUCUGCAAGAUGGCCGCUGCCGGCAGCCUGUCGGACGGCAGCGAAAGAGACUCGGCCGCUCAGGACAGCAGCAACGACGCCGACAGCGAGGCCUCAGAGAGCGAGUGUUCCCCGCGGCCCUUUUCCUCUAGCCACAGCCACGGGCACAUGUCCUCCACCUCCACCUCCACCCUCACCCCGUCCCCCACGCCCGUCUCCGCCACCUCCCCGACGUCCUCCACCGCGAGGCAAAGCGGCGCCGUGGAGCAGCUAGUCACCGGGGUCUCCAAAGUCAACCUCGGGUUCACUUCCGGGGACUGCUCCCCAGAGGAGCCGGGAGAAGCGCAGUCGCGAGACAACCUCCACCAUCAACACCACCAGGGGGCCUUCCAGGCGCUGUCCCACAGUUACACACCCAGCUCCAAGGAGUGCUCCAUCCAGUCCUGCCUGCACCAGUUCACCUCUGUGGAACUGCUGAUGGGCAACAACAAGCUGCUGUGUGAGAGCUGCACUGACCGCAGACAGAAACAGCUGCGCAAGAGCAGCUCGGCCGACAAGAAGGUGGAGAAGAUAUACACCAGUGCUAGGAAGCAAAUCCUGAUCUCCUCGCUGCCUCCUGUCAUCACAUUGCAUCUGAAACGCUUCCAUCAGGCGGGGAUGAACUUGCGAAAGGUGAACCGCCAUGUUGACUUUCCCCUGAUCCUGGAUCUGGCUCCGUUCUGUUCGGCAUCCUGCAAGAACCUGGCAGCUGAUGAGCGUGUCCUCUACAGCCUGUAUGGGAUUGUGGAACAUAGUGGCUCAAUGCGUGGGGGCCACUACACUGCAUAUGUAAAAGUGCGCGCUCCCCAAAGGAAAACGGAACAGCACCACAGGAACCUGUCAGGUGCGCGGGAAGCCGGAAGCAGCUUCCAGGGCCAGUGGGUGUACAUCAGUGAUACCACCGUUCAGACGGUACCAGAGUCAAGGGUACUCAACUCUCAGGCAUACCUGCUCUUCUACGAGGAACUGCUAUAAUGUGACUAUCAAAAAUAUUUUUCCCUAGAUGUCCGUUUUGCUUUGUAGUGUUGUUGUUUUCUUAUGUACAUGCCUGUACUACUCCUCAUACUGUAUCUGUGUGUACGUGGAGGAGGGACGAAAAAGUGAAAAACUUCACUGUACACUCAUUUGUCUUACGGGGAUGGGAAUGAACGUUUUGCAUAGAAAAAUGAUUUGAUUUUCCAGUUUUCAAAAAAUCCUUCCCCUUGAAAAUAAUUGGGGGGGGGGAAGAGGUCCGAAAAAAAGCGUGUGACUGAACUUGAGCUGUUCUAAUUGUAUCGUCUAUCUCCGUCACGAUCAGGUGCCUGAGAUAUCAACUGCAUGAUGGCGUUUUCUACAGGAAAUACCAGGAAAUAAGCAGGAUUAUUGCAUGCUAAACUGCGCUCAGCACUGACUAGUUGAUGUCAAGUGUGUACGUGUGCGCGCGUGUGCACAUACACACAUGUGUGAGUGGGAGACGGGAGAUUGUAGAUUCAAGGUGCUGUGUGUAUUCUACACAGUUAGUUUCUUUUGGCUCUGAUUUGUUCAGAUGUGUGCCCUCGAUUGAGGAAAGAUGAAUUCAGACUGGUUUGUGCAGAGAAUGGAGCGCGAGGACGAGCAGCAGUAUCAUUCGUGACGAGAGUUUAUGGCAGAUACCGGCGUGCAUUUGGGGAAUCUCGAGCACCAAUUAUACGGCGCCGCAGGCGUUAAAGGAGCAGUGUGUAGGAUUUAGGGGCCAUCUAUUGGCAGAAAACUAAGAACGGUUGAGUUUUUUCGGUAACGUAGAAGUCCUUCAUAUCGACAAAAAAAGAGCUGGUCCUCUUCACAGAGUCAUUGACUGUAUGUGAGAAGCGGACGUAGUCGUCGUGACGUCACCCAUCUGCUUGUGGACGGAUGUUAUGAAAGCCUUGAUUUCAGCGUGUUGGCCGUCGCCAUCUUGGUUUCUGACAACGAGCGAGCGGAGGUUACAGGAGUGACGUAGAGAAGAGAGAGAUUUUUUCCGAUUAGACGUUACCUGAAGGCCACCGUAGUUCUCUGACGCGCUUGGAAAUUCUUCACGCUUGUACUUUAAAUAGCGAUUAGGGAUUGUCUCUGUCCUUACCCUCUGUAUGUAUGCUAAUGAUGAUAACCAAGCUAUCACGUAUUAGUCAUUUAAUUCGCCGUACUGCUUUAAAUUGUUACACAUGGCACCUUUUUAAGAACAGCACAACAAUUAUUCUACAGCCUCUUUUGAAAAGUUUUUUUUUUUUUUUUUUUACAUGUGAGACUAUCACUUAAUUACAUUUGCCAAAGACAAGUUUUGCAACCGCAGAAAAUCCAAAACACACACACACACACACACGGAGGAGUUUACAUCAUUCAGUUUAUUUAACGUUUGUUCUCUCAAGGUCAUCAGUAUGGUUCUCGAGUGUCGCACAAAAAAACGCACUCGGAUGUUUAUCAGACCAACAAAGCACCUUGUCUGCCUUCAUUGUGUUCGGCUCUACUGUUGCUGUAUAGGCUCACUCACAAACCCAUUGAGUUGUUCAACUAAGCGCUGUGACUAUCCAUCAUUCUAUCAGUAAGGUUAAACAAAACAUAACUUUAACUAACGCCUGACUAGAAUAGAAAACUGUAAUGUGCAUGGGUUUAUGUAAAAUAAUGAAUGUAUUGCUUAUUCUCGAAAUGUCCGUCAAAUGAUCUUUUUCUAUGAAAAUAUUUUAGAAAAAGAAAAGGUUGUUUGCCAAAACGGUAGAAAGAACUUCGGCUGAUCUAGCGGGUUUUUUCCUUUCUAUUUAAUUUUAUUUUUUAAACGAGGACAAAUUCAGUGCCUGUGCCUCAGGUUUAAGAAACCUGUGCACGGUGAGAGGAAAACUUACGCAGAAUAAAAUGCAAAGAGGAAUAUGUGUGAGAUAACUAUAUACAGUAUAAGUUACUGUAAGCAAAAAAUAAUAAAGAGUAUAUGUAAUUGUACAUAAUAGAAACGAUACAAAACCACGGUGCUUCGGGUGUGCAGUUUUUUUUUUUUUUUCUUCCUCAAGACAGAUUUUUCUUUCCAGAACGUCCUUUAAUGUCAUUUAUGAAAUGAUUUAAACAUGUGGAAUGAGUAAAAACUGCAAACUGUAUUAAAAAAAAGAAAUAAAUCUAAUUUAUGACCAGAAUAUUCUACAGGACUCAUCUUUCUCUCUGUGCGUGAGCCCCCCUAUUGUGCAGCGAGAUCACAGGGGAGAAGGGUUUCGCCGUUUCUGCUUUGGAACUCGGAUGUCAGCCUGUUUUUCACUCCAAGCGGGAUGUCGUCCACCGUCCCUCUCUGGGCUGUCGCUGUGGAUCCCGCGGUGCCAUAGUCAGCCCGUCUUCACCGGUGAUCGGCCCCGACGGGUGCAAAGCAGCGCUGCUUCAGAACAUGUCGCAGAGCUGGUGAAGAGGAGGUGGGUGUGGAAUCAGGAAAAGGGCAACGUCCAAAUACAUCGCCCUUGCACACACACACACACACACACACACACACACACACACACACACACACACACACCCCUCCCUCCCUCGUUCCCACACGCUGUGACAUCCGAGUCGCGCUGCCGGAACAUUGAAACAGGUUGUCAAG
Cyclopterus lumpus (lumpfish) is the source of this 5333-nucleotide messenger RNA. It is a transcript of the gene usp45, whose product is annotated as ubiquitin specific peptidase 45. The record is from RefSeq and is a predicted model, not a curated record. The transcript is spliced from 18 exons. Bases 344 to 2752 code for a protein of 802 amino acids. Lineage: Eukaryota; Metazoa; Chordata; Actinopteri; Perciformes; Cyclopteridae. Gene Ontology annotation, molecular function: cysteine-type deubiquitinase activity; zinc ion binding. Gene Ontology annotation, biological process: protein deubiquitination.